AUGGGUUCUUCACAUUCGGAACCGAUUCAUAAUUCCACACCUGGGCCAACAUCCACAGCCGUUACCAACGAACACAAAAGGGAUCAUCAAAUGGUUUCCGAUUGGUUAUUUGGGGAAAGGGCAACAACACAUCUUCCAAAGCAUUUAUUUUCUAAAGAUGAAGCGUGUUGUAGAGUGGUCAAUAUUUUCAACCAGAAUGAAAAGUGUCAUGACCAUUCAUCAACAACAACAAUGGUUUUUAGUAUUCAAGAUAGUGAUCAUGGUACAAUUUCUGAAACCAAUCGUUUAUAUCUUUCAAAGGAAAUUAUGGCUCAUAUUUUCAGUUAUUUAUCCAUUUCCGAAUUGUUGAUGAUUUCAAGCCUUUCUCGUGCCUUCCGAGCAUUUUGUUCAUCUACCGAGUUUUAUUUUGAAAUUCUUCAAGAUUCUUAUUGUAGAGACGAUAAGUUUGAAGCCUUAUUCAUGAUUGGACCGAUGCAACUUUCAUUCAUUACAAAAAUUGCAUUCCUUCAGAAACUGAAACACUGUUACAGAGAUACGGUCAAAUUGUGUUCGAGCUAUGAUUAUACAACCCCAGUAUCCCUUAUUGCGGAUAUUGCUUGCAUUAGUACUAAUGAAACAAUCUCCAAGUUGCUAUUCGAUGAAUGGAAAGAAACGUUACGUCCUCUGAAUCCCAAUUAUCCCUCCAUCCAUACAACAUGUCAAUUAGAGUGUUUAAAAAAAGUGGCUGCAAUCAAAAUAGAACAUUUUCAAUGGUAUGAAAAAACAAGUACAGGUGAUUCUUUUAGAAAGUUGUGUGAUCGCUAUGACUCAUUGGUGUUUUGUUUUGAUGUGAACGGAGGCGAUCAAGCAUUGUCAGAAUUGGAACAAUUGAUUCACAAGGUCAUGACUUUGUCAUACGGUACAAAAUAUGUAAAAGGACAAAAUAUGAAUGAAUUACUUUGUGUAGAUGAAAGAAUUUUUUGCAUCAUAGGGCUUGCAAAUACUGGUGAAGGAGAGAAAGAACCAGGACUAUCUGUGAGGAAGCGGAUAUCGUCAUCGAGAAUUCUUGAAUUUGUGGACUCAAUUUUCGGAUCUAACCAUUCACUGUGUUGGAAUGAUUUACGUGUACAAUAUUUUGAGGUGAGGUUGAAUGGAUCAUCAACCAAUAGCAGUAAUUGUGAAUCACUAUUUCCUCUACAAUUUAUAUUGUCUAAAAUGAAUGUGUAUGAUUUUACAACCGUACCUAACCGAGAAAGUACUUUUCCUCAAGCUAAAGCUUGA
This is a messenger RNA of Naegleria lovaniensis, 1260 nucleotides long. RefSeq lists its product as uncharacterized. The coding region runs from base 1 to 1260 and encodes 419 amino acids. Gene Ontology annotation, molecular function: protein binding. The record is from RefSeq and is a predicted model, not a curated record. NCBI's taxonomy places the organism in Eukaryota, Heterolobosea, Eutetramitea, Acrasida, Naegleriidae. The transcript has a single exon.